GUUCUGCCCUCUGCACGAGUAAGACUACACGCUAGGUUAAGCACUAAAUUGGGUAACUGUCCAGUGACAGCAGAUAAACACCUGCUCGUACAGAUCAUCCUGAGCCGGAGUUGACGGGAACUGCUUUAAUACAACAAACAUUUGGACCAGUAAUCGAUCCAAGAGAGGGGGAUUUGGACUUAAAAUGUCAACUCUGAAAGACAAGAGAAAAGAAUAUCUGACUGUGAAGGAUCUGCAGAAGCUUUUGGACUCGUGCAAACUACAUCUCAAUGAAGUUGAUGAGGUCUGGCCGAAAAUAUACAUAGGCAAUGUGGCAGUAGCCCAAAACAAGGCUGCCUUGCUGAAAUUAGGUAUAACUCAUGUAUUAAACGCUGCGCACUCCAAGCGAGGCAGCAUAGGGAACCAAAGCUUUUAUGGCAACGGCUUUGUGUAUUGUGGCAUUCCAGCAGAUGACUCAACACACUUUGAUCUGGAUGUUUACUUCCAGACUGCAGCUGAUUUCAUUCACAAAGCUCUGAAGUCACCUGAUGGGAAAGUUCUGGUGCACUGCAUCAUGGGAAUGAGCCGGUCAUCGACUUUGGUGUUAGCGUACCUCAUGAUCUACCGUCACCUCCCGCUCAAAAAGGCUUUGCAGAAAUUGAUCCAGAAGAGAGCCAUCUACCCCAACAGGAAUUUCCUGGCUUUGCUGCUGGAUCUGGAGCUUCAGCUGACGGGAAAAAAGGAUACAUGUCAGAUCCUGUAAUCAAGAGAAGUUUACAGUUAGUUUCUAGGGAUGGUUUGGUCUGUUGGUCCAGACUGAAAUAUUUCUACAGCCAAUGACAUGAAAUUUGGUUUAAUUAAUGACUGAAUUCUUGUCAAACUCAGCUGUAGUUUGAGAUUUGAGAACACUGAGAUAUCAUGUUAGCAUGUUAUGAAAAGCUGAACACGUAACUCCAGUGUAUUUAUCUCAUCUACUACAUUUAUUUAUUAGCAUUUUAAAUAUUGACACAUGCUGAAUGUUAUAUCUCUUUUUAUUUUGAAUUGCCUACUAUGAAUCAGUGUUUCAGCACAUAUUACCUUCUUCAGGUUAUUCUAAAUAUUAGCAUGUUACACCAACAUGUUAAAGAUUAGAAAAUCGACACGCUAGCACAAUACUAAUGCCACUGGCAGCCUGCUGACAUGGUAUUGUUAAAUGUUAAUGUAAUACGCGUCGAACUGAACGAAAGAUUUUCCAAAUCUGACAACGCAGAGCAGCGGAGCCUGACGAGCUGAGUCUGAGGAUUGUUUUGUUUUUGGAGGCAGUAACGUUAAAGGUCCAGUGUGUAACAUUUAGCAGGAUCUUUUGGCAUAAAUGUGAUAUAAUAUUAGCAGGUAUGUUUUUUAUUAGUGUAUAAUCACCUGAAAAUAGGAAUUGUCAUGUUUUUGUUACCUUAGAAUGAGUUUCUAUCUACAGACACUGCAGGUGAACCGCCAUGUUUCUACAGUAGCCCAGAACUGACAAACCAAACACUGACUCCCGACGGGGCUUUUUGUGUUUUUUGUGAGUUUUACGGCCACCUUAGUUUCUACUACACGCUUGGAAGGGGAGGGCGAAGUGAGGGGACUCUACAACUACACGUCACUAAAUCCUACACACUGGACCUUUAAAAACAAAGAAUGUCUUAACAAAAAGUUUGUUUGCAGAACAAAUUAAAACUUAAUGUAAUGUGAAGUGAAAACUGAGACUGAACAAUGAAUGUUAAUGAUAAGGAGUUUUUAGGACUAUUUAUGUUUUUGAGCCUUUACCUCUCAUUCUUGUAAGAUGAUGUUUUCUUCAGCACCUCACUUUGUAUUACAGCAGAAUGGACCAAAGUCUUACGGAAAAUGUUUUACAAAUCAUCAUUUUAUGUAAACUCUGUUGAGGAAAAGAUGUUUCUUCAAGUCAAGAACUCAAAAUGGGAAUCAAUCUACAGCGUCUGUCUCUGUACCCAUCAGUGUUCACAGUAUGAAACUCCUUUGGUAUAUUCGUCAAGCUGGUUUGUGCUGAUCAACGCUGUACAUCAGAAGGUUUCAGAUCUUUUGAUUGUCAUCUGUAGAAACAUUAUGAAUGUCAAAAACAAAAAGGUACACAGAUUCAUCUGUUAUAUAGUAGAGUUUGACAGCAACGAUUCCUACCUGUUAUGAAUCAUUCACAAACACGCACACUCACAUUGGUAUCUUCAUCAGUAUCAACAUUAAAAUGAGUUCAUUGUGAAUAACACCUCCAAAUAUUAUGAUAGAGAAACAGCAGUGUGUGUGAAACUACACUGAAUUAUAUGGCAGGAUUUGUAUUGUCAGAGUCAGACGUUCAAUUUAUAGAUAUUUCAUUUGGGUACAAGAAAAUGUUACAUGAAUUAGGAUUCUUUUUUAAAAAGAACUUUAUGUGAUAAAAAAUAAAUGUUUGCUUCGUUUGUACAUAUGUUCAUCUUUCUACGCUUGUGUAAUCCUUUUUAUUUUCUUGACAUACUAUUUUUAUGCUUUAGCCAAAACUGAGUUUGUCCAUAUUGCAAGUGGGUUUUUUUUCUUUCAGAUGGUGUGUUCAAAUCUAGUAAGACAAACCUUAUAUCAGUUUUUGUGCUUUCAUUCACUAAAUUUUCAUCAUAUAUAGUAAAAGAGAUUAGAAACUCCUGACUUGACCAAAUGUCCAGCUGUUGGUUUAAACACAAUUCACUGUAGAGAAGAAUCUCAGUCAAGACUGUGUCAGAUUUAAGCUCAAGUAUAGCAGCACUGAUCUAAUUCUCUUGCUAUUGAAAAAGCCGUGUCCUAUCCUCCCUCCUGAGCUGGUAGCUCGGGUAACCUUUAAGGAAUGCAGAAGAUGAUGCCAGAAUUAUUUUGGGCUGAGAUUCAGAUGUUAAAAUAGCAAAAAAGGUUGCAGGGUAGAUUACCAAGGAGAACGCAGACAGUUGUGCUGUCGACCUACAUGUAGCUCUUGUGCAGAGAGACCUUGAAACGCAACGUUUCCAACCAAGGCAAGUGUCUACUAACAAUGUGUUCUUACGAGUUUGUUGCAGACAGAAAUCCAUGUUGGAAAAUAUUUAUUAGUAUGUACAGUGUAUCAAUUUAUUGUACUGUAUACCUUUGUUUGCAAGGUUAACAUGUUUAUAAAGCACUUUAAUAAAUGAGUAUGUACUGUGAUGAUA
Messenger RNA from Dicentrarchus labrax (European seabass), 3137 nucleotides. RefSeq names its product dual specificity protein phosphatase 13-like. NCBI's taxonomy places the organism in Eukaryota, Metazoa, Chordata, Actinopteri, Moronidae. The transcript has 3 exons. Gene Ontology annotation, biological process: negative regulation of MAPK cascade; protein dephosphorylation. Gene Ontology annotation, molecular function: protein tyrosine/serine/threonine phosphatase activity; MAP kinase phosphatase activity. Bases 185 to 742 code for a protein of 185 amino acids. Gene Ontology annotation, cellular component: cytoplasm. The record is from RefSeq and is a predicted model, not a curated record.